UUAUGUUUUAUUUAACUGUGUGCGAAACAUAUUUAAUAUUUAACUUUAGGAGGAAAUUUACAUGUGAUUUUGUACUAAAUAGUGCAAUAUAUGAUUGACUACAAAACAUGUUAUACAUUUUGUGUUUCUUUCAAGGGAAAGCGUUUGGCAGAAAUUUGUUUAAAUAACAUUUAGUAACAGUUCAACAGGAAUUACCUGAAUUUGAAAUUUUGAAUACUUUCUGGGACCAACAAUGGAGAAUUUCACGCAGAUGCAGAGAUUUGACAAGUGGCUGUUGUUCGUAAUUACUCUGCUGGUACUGACGAUUAUUUUUGGUCCGGUAUUCUCACUCGGUGCUGUUUUUAUAAGUAUGAUGGACACAUUUCAAACAAAUAGAGCUGAAUCUGCCGCUGUACAGUCAAUUGUCAUAGGAAUGACAUUUUCGUUUGGUGUUAUCAGCGGAGCGUUAAUUAGUAGGUUUGGUCCAACAAUGAUGAUAUUGGUGGCAAGUGUGGUUGUUCCUCUUGGAUUUUGUAUAUCAUAUUUUGCAAAACACAUCACUUACCUCUACGUUAGUGUAGGCAUUGUCACAGGUGUUGGGAACUCUUUGGUAUUCUCCAGCUGCAUUGUGGUUGUUGAGCGAGUGUUUGAGGGGCCAAAGAGGUUAUUAUGUUUGGCUGUGCUGAACACUUCAACUGUUGUAACUGCCAUUUUCUACCCAUAUUUUUUGAAAUGGUUGACAGAAAUGUACGGUCUGAAUGGAAUGUUUCUUAUCCUUGCUGGGCUUAGCUUAAAUAUCUUUGUUCUUUUCACAAUGUGUUGGACAAAUCGUGUUGCUGACAUAAACGCUCGAGCACAGGAGGCAACAAGUACAAAAACAGAACUCGAUGAUUGUACUGGAAGUUCAAGAACAUGGUGUAAUUCGUUUAUCGACAUAAUGCUUAAUUGCAUUGCACAUGCUAAUAAACUGUUUCACGUGCCUUAUGUACUUGUACUUAUUGCAAGUAGUUUAUCACUCGCAUUAUUAAAUGGAUAUGUAGGAGUAAUGCUUGACAUCGCUUUAUGGAAAGGAAUGACAGGUUCACAAGGAUACAUUACCUUUAUAGUGUAUUAUUCGUGCACCGCUGUGUCUUGUGUAGUGGUAGGACUUCUCAAACAAAAGAAGGGAGUGAACUCCUUAGUUUAUCCGAUUCUUUCUACCUUUUGCGGAUGUUGCGGUCAAUUGCUCAUAAUACUUUCAUCAAAAUAUUCCGUAUAUAUGCUCGGGACAGCUCUCACCGGCAUGACAUACGGAGGUGUUAUAGCUUCUGCAUUAUCCGUUAUUGUACAAAUGGUCAGCCAAGAACAAGUACCUGUGGCAACUGGACUUUUUUCAACAUUACAAGGACUAGUAUCGCUCGGAGUCGGACCAUUAUAUGGUAGUAUCCGAGAUAUUUCUGGUAGCUACAGGAGUGUCCUUGUGACAGUUUCAUGUGUACAAGCACUGUCUUCUGUUCUUUUUACCAUUGCCUUGAUAACUAACAGACGGCGAAAGAAAAGAUUACAGAGUGACAGGUCAAAUGAGAUAAUCGCUUCAACAAGACUGUAGACAAAAGAUAGAUAUCACAAUAACACAAUGAUAAAUGUACAGAAUGUAAUUGAGAAAAGUCGUAGAAAAAUGACAAACUGGAAACGAAGAAUACAGAAAUAGGACAUACAGAAAGGAGGCCCACUCCCAAUCAACUUUCUUCUGGGAACGGUUCGAGGCAGAACCAUCAUGCUACUUCAGAUUAGCGUACUGAUGCCAAGCAUAACUCCUUUAUCAAUAUCAUCAACUCAGAUUUAUGUCCUAAAUUACAAAACAGUGCAAAUAAAAUUACUUUAUGGCAGUAGAUUUGUGUCUAUGUUCAAGUUUCAUAUUAUGUUGAAUGAUCGGACACAUUAUGUGUUUAUAUUUCUGUUCGAUUAUCGCAUACAAAUAAUUAUUUCUAUGUAAUGUUUGUUCGAUGAUAAACACAAAAUAUAUUUGAUUCUCGCACAGACUCUGUUUUUUACUAUUUAUAUGUCCAAUAAUCGAAGACGAUCAUGGACACACUGAAAGGCGGAGAUGUUCUUAAAUAAAGAAAUAAUAUGUUGUUCUUUUUUAAAUAACUCUUCUUCUCCACUUUUGAAAUAAUUUUGUGUCUCCAGAAAGUAUCAGAUAUUUCCUUUUAUUUUCUCCAAUAUGAUAAAAAGCAUAACAUAUAUACAUCAAAUUUGGUAAACUUUAUACACUCCAUUAGUAAUAUACACAAACUAAACUACUAAUGUUUUAUGUAAUCAAUGUAGUACAAAAUUAGCGUAUAAUAAAAAUAAAAGCACAUUAUUGGUAAUGUUAACACAGCAUGUGUCAGACAUAAUCAAACAUUUAAAAUUACUUUCUGAUACAAAUUAAAUCUUAAUAUUAUGUGUACCUAUAUGUCAAAUUAACUCCUUUUUGUAGCCUGGCUUCAUGCUUUUAGUGUUUGGAACAAAUAUAUUUAAAAUACUAACCCGUAUAAGGUCUAUCAAUCACAGAAAUCAACAGAUCCGAAUGUUUAAGUCAAUCAACACGUUAUUAGACCAGAAAAUAUCCGUUAUACUCCUUACAAAAUAAGAUACUUGUCCUUUUGUAACUGGCACAGUGAUCGAAUAUAGAUUAUAAGAAUCUUUCUCUGGUUGCACGUGCGGAUGGAAAUAUCUGGCUCGAAGGUAACUAUUCAGUCGAUAACGGUGCUCUGUCUAGUUACUGUGAAACAGUUACCCGAGAGCCAGAAGUUUCCAUCCGCACCUUCGUCUAGUGGCAGAUUCUUUUUCUUGCAUACCUUAAUAAAAUGGAACAAAUGCCUUUUCUUUUCAGCACUAUUUUAUCUUAAUAGCGUAUGAGUUUGCGCAUUUAUUAAUAAAUUUCAGCACGUGGGUCAUCUUACAUCCCAUGGUGUAAGAUGAGUUUUUCCAGCACCCCAGAAACAAAACCUGUCUGGCACGCAAGAAAUAACAUUCUUCUUUUUAUAUGCAUGAUUAGUGACAUCUAUUACUAAAUAUAAAAAAAUGUACAAUUCCUAUGAAUGUGCAUCAUUCAGACAUUCCGCAUGAGAUCCCUUAUAACUAAUACAAGGCUCGAAUGUAGAAUAUAAACAUAAUAUGUCUGCGUGGUGGUAUAUGAGAUUAAGAAACUAGAUAAAUGAUACAUAUACAACUGUCGUUGAACUGACAUCCGAAGCACAUUUGCAUUUUGUACAACGAUUUUUUACAUAUUUGAAACAAAUAACAUACUGUUCUUUCAGUGCAAAUUACAUUAAGUUAUCAGUUCGUCUCUACAAAUAUAUCAAGGGCUAUAGUCUACAUAGAAUUAUUAACACUUCUAAAUAGCAGUAAAGCCGCUUUGCUGGACACGUACGAAACUCUGAAUUCUGUUUAUCUUGUGCGAAACGAAAUUUUACAAGGUAUCCCGAUUGAAAAAAUAUAUUCAAAAUAAUGUAUACUAUUAUUUUGUUAAAAAAAUAUCAAUUUCCACGAGAUAUGAUUUUUUUGAAAUUGAAAAACAAUACCAUUAUUUGAAAACUUUGGAUACGCGUUAACUGAAAAAUAUAUUCCAGUGUAGGUAUAAGGCAUGUUUUCUUCGUGUUACAUACAUCUACAGAACCCCGAGGAAAUGGUUGAUGCCCGAGCCCGAUAGGGAUUUCGAAGAUGUUAUAGCACGAAAUGAACAUGCACUAACGCUAUUUUAGCAUAAAACUAGUAAAAUUUAGUAAAAACUAAUAAAUGAAUACAUUGUCCCACAACAUCAUUGCAUUUCUACGAAAUACGCGGGAAUGUCUGAGAUGUUUUCUUCUCGUUGACAUAAUUUCCUUUGGAAUUAUCCAUUUUAGGGCCGUAAAAAGUUUACGCUUUCUCACGGAAUGCGCAUUUAUAAAAGGGUGUUUUACAACACUUGAGCGCGGGAAUCUCUUUGUUAACACGUUUUCUCUCCUGUUAAAACGUCCCCCAAAAAAGUGACAAGAACAACAGCUUUAUGCUAGAAUUUUUGUUAAAAUAAAAAUUGUAUCACUGAGUACUAAAUCUUUGCGAUAAUUUUACGCCCAUUGCUAAUUUUAUAGGAUACAUGCAUUAAAACAUAUUUUGAUAUACACAAUGAUAUACUGCAUCUUGACAUGGUAUUAAAAUCAGUCAAAACUGUUUUGGUUAUCUGACAAAAUCAAAUAUUAAAGUUCUGAAUGAAUGAGAACGAUAAAUUAUUGUGUUUUUAAUGUCUACGCUAUUUAAACACCAACGGUGUUGAAUUUAUUGUGAAUUUUAAUACAUAAUAUCGUAUAUUUAGUAACGUGUCUACUUUUAUGACUAUGUCUUAAACUUUCAGGCAGAUAUAAAAUGGCUUUAUUUGUUAAUUAUUAUGAAUUUUUAGCUUCUUUAACACCGCUGCUCAUAUUGAGUUUUUGGGACGUCCUAAAACUUUAACUGAUCGGGAAGUGGAAUUCAUCUACCUCCUCCGUUAAGCUCUUUAAGUAAAAAAUUCGAAAAUAAUGCAUCUGCCUCUCAGAGAUUUUCUGAAGAUUGAUUCACUCUAUCUAUUUAUUGGUUGAUUUGAAAGCCAGAACGUCUCAUGAAAUUAAAUUGUAUCUAUGGUGCCUGUAUCAAGCACACGUACGCAACUUGGAAAAAAAAAAGAAUGCACCGAUCGUACUGGCAUUCAUUCCAAAACAACUUUUUCUACUCUUACGCCAACUAUAAGCCAGGAGGAAAUAUGCGUGGAUGUGUAAACUAUAGAUUCAUGAAUCUUACACAUUACUGUGCUUACGUCACGUAUGUCAAACUGAGACACCCAUACACUAUAAGUCUUAAUAGUCCACUCCACAUUGCAAUAAAAUCCACUAUUGUUAAAGUGAUAAGUAAAACGGCGGUAGAAAAUCGCCUUGUGUUAGGUCUUGAUCACUUAAUGAUAAAAUAUUCCCAACUGUUCCAACACAUAGAAUAACAACAGGAACAGUUUUCUGUAAAGUUUGUGAAAUAUCAUGUAUAUUCUCCGCCAUUGUUUCUACAUUCUAGUACAACAACCACUUGUCUGCCAUCGUUUUAUUCAAUAUAUUUUGUUAAUAGUUUUUAUCUUUCUACUUAUUACGAAUAAAAGUAUAUAUGAAUUGUUUAAUAUAAUUAAAAGUUCUUUGUUUUCUCACCUAAUUACUUCAUGAAAUUCAAUUAGUUAAGGAAAUGAUUAUUAAUUUAAUGACAUAGUAAAAAUGAAAUGUUUCUUCUUUAUUGCUUUUAAUAUUUAUACUAAUGGAAAGAGACGGUCAUACUUCCAAACAAAUGAAAAAAUACUUUCUACAACAUUCUUGAAGACAUUAUUCUAAAAAGUAGCUAUUUUUUUAUUAUAAAACGGAUGCAUAAAUCAUAGAACAUUUAAGGCAAAAUUAACAAAACGUUCCCAAACAAACAUCCGCCAUUUAGUUAAUCUAACAUUAAUUUGACAGCCAGGGACGGACCGAUAUCUAAUGUUGGUAAAACUUGUGGUCCAAACCUUUUGUAUUUUCGCACCUUUGCUACGUUAUCGAAUGUAUCUUGAUGUACAGUAGUAUCAUAUAUGUCUUAA
Messenger RNA from Mercenaria mercenaria, 5566 nucleotides. RefSeq names its product monocarboxylate transporter 13-like. Gene Ontology annotation, biological process: transmembrane transport. NCBI's taxonomy places the organism in Eukaryota, Metazoa, Mollusca, Bivalvia, Venerida, Veneridae. The transcript has 5 exons. The record is from RefSeq and is a predicted model, not a curated record. The coding region runs from base 233 to 1567 and encodes 444 amino acids. Gene Ontology annotation, molecular function: monocarboxylic acid transmembrane transporter activity.